GAUUGAAUGAAUCUCUAUAAAACGAUGCUCCAUAUGUGGUGGUUUUCUCACCAAUCCCAUCUCCUCCUCCCCAUAAAAAAAAUGGGCUCUUACAAUGCAGUAGCCGCCUUCCUUUUGUUUGUGAGUCUCUUUUUGGGAGGCUCUUUGGGUCAACUGAGCGAGAACUUCUACGACUCUACUUGCCCACGCCUCCCCAACAUUGUCCGCCGCGAGGUCAAGAGAGCUAUCGAUACCGACAUCCGUGCCGGGGCAAAACUCAUUCGCUUCCAUUUCCACGACUGCUUCGUCCAGGGUUGUGACGGUUCUGUUUUGCUAGAGGAUGAUCCCGGGGCCGGCAUAGUGAGCGAGCUCAACGGACUUGGAAAUUUGGGAAUCCAAGGGCUCGAGAUUGUGGACGCCAUCAAAGCCGCCGUGGAGGCUGAAUGUCCCGGCGUCGUCUCCUGCGCCGACAUCCUAGCUCAGGCCUCUAAAGAUUCUGUCGACGUGCAAGGAGGGCCUAGCUGGAGGGUCUUAUACGGGAGAAGAGAUAGCAGAACGGCCAAUAAAACAGGGGCGGAUAACCUCCCCAGUCCCUUCGAAACUCUGGAUCCACUCAAGAAAAAGUUCCAAGAUGUUGACCUCAAUUCCACCGAUCUUGUGGCUUUAUCUGGGGCUCAUACGUUCGGUCGGUCGAGAUGCCUCUUCUUCAACGGGCGUUUCUCCAACUUCAGCGGGAGCGGGCGGCCGGAUCCGACGCUGGACCCGGCGUACAGGCAACAGCUGGAGCGAGCUUGUACGGAUGGGCAAACGCGAGUGAACUUCGAUCCAACGACGCCGGACACAUUUGACAAGAAUUACUACACCAACCUUCAAGCCAAUCGAGGACUUCUCACCAGUGACCAAGUGCUGUUCUCCACUCCUGGGGCCGACACAAUUGACAUUGUCAACCUUCUUGGCUCGCGAGAAGGCACCUUCUUUAGACAAUUUCGCCUCUCCAUGAUUAAGAUGGGGAAUAUCAGACCUUUAACUGGAAAUCAAGGGGAAAUCAGAAGAAAUUGCAGGAGGGUCAACGAUUUGGGACAAGGAGCAGGAGCAGGCCAUGAUGUUAUGUAACUAAUCUCGGUUGCCUCUUCUGUGCACCACAAAUAAAUUAGUUUUAAACAAAUCUCUACGAACGAACAGCUUCUCCUUAAUUGCUUUUUCUCCACUCAAACAGACAAGAAGAAGGAACUCCUCAUUCGAUUUUUAAUUAAUGAAUAAAAUUUGGGGUAAAUUCUACAAUUA
Molecule: messenger RNA, 1263 nt
Organism: Momordica charantia (bitter melon)
Lineage: Eukaryota; Viridiplantae; Streptophyta; Magnoliopsida; Cucurbitales; Cucurbitaceae
Product: peroxidase 2
Biological process (GO): response to oxidative stress; hydrogen peroxide catabolic process
Molecular function (GO): peroxidase activity; heme binding
Source: RefSeq, a predicted model, not a curated record